This is a messenger RNA of Amoebophrya sp. A120, 486 nucleotides long. Lineage: Eukaryota; Dinophyceae; Syndiniales; Amoebophryaceae. The record is from the annotation of a GenBank genome assembly.
CUUCAAGCUCCACAAUAUUCAGCUCUUAUCCCUGAUCGAAGUUGUCCGCGCGCACUGGGACAGCAUGCGGAACGACUUCCUGGCGAAUGGUGAUAUCAAAUGCAAAAAUGUUUGGGUCUGGAAGAAUGCCAGACUUGUCAUGCAGGUUUUCCAUGACCCAUGAGGUCCUCUGGCAUGUAGGACAUAGCAUGACAGAUUCUGUGAGAGUUCCAUCAUGCCUAUCCUGCAUGAGAAACUGCCUCUCGAUUAGGUCAAAAGUGGACAGCUUUUGGCAAGCAUGCAAGACAGAUUUUAUACAUCAUUCAGAUUUAGCAUGACAAGUUGCUUUGAUCCAGACCCAGACACUUUUGCUAAUGAUAGGUGAGCAGUUUGUAUUGAACGAUGCGACGCCCCUGUUUGAGCGGAAAAGCCUGCUGCAGCUUUUGACAGGAACGACGGGAGGAGUUCUGUCUUCAGCUGGAACUUCUACUGCCAUGAAUGCGCAGC